Messenger RNA from Pyricularia grisea, 2569 nucleotides. RefSeq lists its product as uncharacterized. Bases 56 to 2470 code for a protein of 804 amino acids. The record is from RefSeq and is a predicted model, not a curated record. The transcript is spliced from 2 exons. Lineage: Eukaryota; Fungi; Ascomycota; Sordariomycetes; Magnaporthales; Pyriculariaceae.
CCGCCGGCAAUUUACAAAGUGCCAAGUCAGCUCUAUCAUCGUAGACUUGGCCACCAUGGAGAAGUCGACAACCAAUUCUGCCACUCAGCCUUCGUCGGCGACAAUAUCGCCGACGUCAAGCGAACGUAGGGGGACGCGAUUAGCUGCCCUCAAAAGGAACACCAAGACCCGGAUCUUCCACAGAUUUAACACUGGAUUGGCACCAGCCGGCGAAGAUGUACAGGCUGCUUGGACACCGGAUCUGUGCUGCACAGUUGAUGACAUACUUUGCGCCGACAAGCCUCCUGCCGACACAGAUUCCGAAUACCCGCAAUUUGAUGACAUCGGCGCAUAUGCAAUCACUGAGCACACGGUGCUUUCUGAGACUAUAUGGCGGAAUGAGGCGAAUCGUUUGUUCCAAUUUCUUGAAAACCCGGAAGAGCCUGCCCAGUUCAAGAACAGGGACUUUUUCAAGGUUGGAGAUGAGGCGGGGCACAAGGCCUUGUCUGCGCUCGCCGACAAGAUAUUCACUGCCAUGUCGCUCUGCGUGCUCGACAACGAGUGCAUAACGGUGCGCUUUAGUCCGCAGGCAUCCAGCAGGACGCGGUUGAAAAAGCUGAUCAUGCAAGCUCAUGUUGCUUCCCAUGCGAAUGAUGGCAACAAGCCGUUGGAUCGCGAAGCAUAUGAGCGAGAGCAGAUCGCCAUGUUUGACCUUGUUGAUUACAUUUCUGUCGUCCUUGCCAGGCUCAUAACCCAGACUGGUGCUGGAAAUCACUGGCAGGCGUCGGUGCUAUGCGCAUUGGUGAAGCGCGUGGCCAAGAUCAAAAUCAUGUUACUAGACCUUGCCGAGAAUGCCGAUCUGGCCGCGAAGCAAGGCGAGUCGGUAUUAGAGGACAGCCGAGACGCUAGAGAUGUCAGUUCGGGCAUGAUCGAAGAGGAGGAGGAGUGUGAAGAGAUCCUAAGAAUUAUUGCCGCCGAGACGAGAGAUGGUCUCACAUCGUUCAAAAGCGCCCAGGUCGCAACGUACUGCGUCAACCAAAGCAAAGUCCGUUCUGGAUUGGAUAUUCUGAUGAGAUCCAUCAUCAUGCCGUUGCGGUGUCUAGAUAGAUCUGGGCUUGGCCAUGCAACGUAUGAGAUUUCUGGACUAGUUUACGAGACGGGCUUCCAGGGCUUCAAGACGCUUCUGUACCAAGAUCGUGAACUUGAGUACUCGGCCACCUCAAAUCUAGACAACCUCAAGGCGGCGGAUCCAGCGUUUCGGAUGCUGAACCAGACCGUCAGGCACAUGAAGAGCCUCCACCGAGGAGGCGACCCAUCCGAUUUAGUCAGAGGGCGCGAUGUCAGGACCUUCAUCGAGUGGACAUACAGUGGCGCAACGACAGGCCAUACCGGCGACUCCCCCGCACGCAACGACAGGAAGCUCGAAUCGUUGGAGUUGGAGUAUAUGGACGAAAUCAUCACUAUUAUGGUCCCGUUGGUAACGACGGAUCCAAAAAUGGUCUCUGAGCUGAACAGCUUUAGGAGCAUCGUGGUCCUCAGCAAGGAGAACCGUGAUCCCGUUCGUGAACACGAGGACUCGGACUUUGCCGCCUUCUUCCGAAUGUACACAAACACAUUCGAUGACGAAAUCGGAUACCAAAGUACAUUGCGACUCAAAACGGCCUUUGACAAUGGCUACUUUGAACGCUGCCGACUGAUCGACCCGGAAGCUAGAAACGAUAGCUCCAGCGAGUAUAUCUUUGACCUGAGAGCAAAGAUAAUGGAGCACGAGUGGGUCAUGGACGAGACCUCGGUAGUCGUACGUUGCCCACGCUACGUCUUGUCUGUCAUGGCCGUUGCGGUAAUGCUCGGUGCCGGCGGUCUCGUGAUCGGAUUCACCGUCGGCGACCGCAUCGAGGCAGUCGAUCCUUUUCAAAUUGCUUCAUACGCUUGGCUCUUUGCUGCAUUCGUCAUCCUGGUCUGUAAGAGCGUCCUCGUGCGGGAAUGGUCUUGGGCUGAUUUUCUGAGAUGUCGAGUGCGGUGCCGAUCCGUGUCGGAGCUCGAAGCGGUGACGGGCUUCCCAGGCCAGAUGAUAAUUGCAAAACUGCUGCACGACGAGAGUAGUGGUGGGAUCCUGUCAACACGCGGGCCGUACAAUUCUGUUUUUCUACGUCGAAACAACGAGGGCUUCUCGAUUGACCAGCCAAUCAGCACCUCGACCAUGUUGAUGAGCGGAUUGACACCUCUCAAGGUUGUCACACCUAAAGGCUAUGCGCUCGUUUGUCUAGACUCGAGACACAAAACUAGACUCCGUGUGAUUGAACACCAGGCAGAUCCUAAGGAGCAGUAUCUCGUAUGUGAGGAUGUUAGUCGGAAGCAAAGGAGAGCUAGGGAAGGUGAUGGAGUAGCCGAAAAGUUGAAAAGCACAAAGCUGCAACUUUUCUUGUCCAGAGAUGUCAAGUGGAAGCGGGUGCUGGGUAUUUACGAUGCGGAGAACGUAGUGUUUGUCUAGGAAUCUAAUAAACUUGACUUGCCAUAGAAGACAAAAUCGAGUUUGUGCGAUAAUUAUUUCAGCCAGGGUAGGUCACCUGCCUAGGUAGGUACCUACCUA